AGUUUUAAAAUCAAUUCAAAAUAAAGGAAACUUUUUGUUUCCAUAAAAGGAAUUAAAAGAAGAAAACCGUACGUAAAUUAAUAUGUUUAACUGAUAACAAUUUAUUUAUUUUUUAUUAAAACAGGAAAAUACGAUAUACAUAUGUAGUACAAAGAUAUAGUAGAAAACGGCAAGUAAUAAUGGAAAUAAGCAGCAGAAAUUAUGAUGUACGAAGCAUUAAGUUAGAUUUAUUAAAAGGAAUUAGAGAAUGUUCACAAAGAGGGCUUUACCACAGCGUUAAAUGGUUAAGUGAAUUAAAUUUUUCGAUUUCCAAAAUUACAAUAAUUGAAGAAGUACCUAUAGAUUACUUUAAUUGUGGGGACGAACUUGAAAAUUAUUUGUUAGCCAAGUCAUAUUUCGAUCUAAAAGAAUAUGACAGGUGUGCAUUUUUCACCGAGAAUUGUUGUUCACCUAAGUCACAAUUCCUUAAUUUUUAUUCUCGGUAUUUAGCAAUUGAAAAAAGGAAAUUAGAUAAUAUGACGGACGUUAACUGCCCUCCAGACCCCACGAAAAAUAGCGCAUUAAGGGAUCUAGCUGCUGAGUUGAAAGAGAAGUACACUAACAAAAGGCUGGAUGGAUAUUGUUUAUAUUUAUAUGGUGUAAUUUUGAAAAAAUUAGAUUUAAAUUCUCUUGCAAUAGACGUUUUUGUGGAGGCAGUUAAUGUUGAGCCACUUCAUUGGGGUGCCUGGCAAGAGUUAGCCUUUUUAGUCCCUAAUAAACACAAAUUGAAUUCUCUACUUCUUCCUGAUCAUUGGAUAAAGUUAUUUUUCUUAGCACAUGCUUAUUUGGAACAGUUAAACAAUGAAGAAGCCUUGCAGUUGUAUUACAAUUUACAUUCUCAGGGAUUUGAAAAAAGCACAUAUAUAAUGGCUCAAAUGGCUAUUGCAUAUCACAAUCGUAGAGAAUUAGAUAAGGCUAUUACAACAUUCAAAGACUUACUAGCAUUAGAUCCUUUUCGUUUAGAUAACUUAGACACUUAUUCUAAUUUAUUAUAUGUGAAAGAAAUGACUACUGAACUGGCAGAUCUUGCUCAUAAGGCAGUUGACAUAGAUAAAUAUCGUGUGGAAACAUGUUGUGUAAUAGGAAAUUACUACAGUUUAAGAUCAGAACAUGCAAAAGCAGUGUUAUAUUUUCAAAGAGCUCUGAAACUUAAUCCCCAGUAUCUUUCUGCAUGGACUUUGAUGGGCCAUGAGUAUAUGGAAAUGAAAAAUACCAAUGCAGCAAUACAAAGUUACAGACAAGCAAUAGAGGUUAAUCGACGUGACUACAGAGCUUGGUAUGGACUUGGACAAACGUAUGAAAUUCUCAAAAUGCCAUUUUAUUGCAUUUAUUAUUACAAACAAGCUCAGCAGAUGCGUCCAAACGAUAGUCGAAUGAUAAUAGCUUUGGGUGAAACAUAUGAAAAGUUGGAGAAAUUUGAAAAUGCUCUAAAAUGCUAUUAUAAAGCUUGCAGUGUUGGUGAUAUAGAAGGAAUGGCGCUUAUAAAGUUGGCCAAAUUAUAUGAUAAAUUAAACGAACAUGACAAUGCUGCUGCAGCUUAUACAGAAUACUGCUUAAAGGAGGCAGAACAACAACGUACUUCUUAUGAAGAUAAAAAUGAGUAUUAUAUGGCCUUGCAAUACUUAGCAAAUUAUCACUUAGAAAAGGGACAAUUAGAAGAUGCUUCUACUUGUGCCUACAAAUGUUUGGAACAUGACGAAACUAAGGAGCAAGGAAAAGCUUUAUUGAAAGCUAUAGCAGCUAAAAGAGGUAAACAAGAAAUGGAACCAGUGCCAAUGGAUGAAACUGGAAAUAUUUCAAAUAUAUCAGUUGACAGUAGUGUAAGCAAUAUGGAUAUGGUAUUUUCUCCAAAUACUUAAUAAAGUUUGUGCAGAUUUGUAUGUAAUUAAUAAAUAAUUAUUUCUUUA
This is a messenger RNA of Agrilus planipennis (emerald ash borer), 1946 nucleotides long. RefSeq names its product cell division cycle protein 23 homolog (gene Cdc23). Gene Ontology annotation, biological process: cell division. Lineage: Eukaryota; Metazoa; Arthropoda; Insecta; Coleoptera; Buprestidae. The transcript is spliced from 7 exons. Gene Ontology annotation, cellular component: anaphase-promoting complex. Bases 180 to 1898 code for a protein of 572 amino acids. Gene Ontology annotation, molecular function: protein binding. The record is from RefSeq and is a predicted model, not a curated record.